This is a messenger RNA of Hydractinia symbiolongicarpus, 2896 nucleotides long. RefSeq lists its product as uncharacterized. Lineage: Eukaryota; Metazoa; Cnidaria; Hydrozoa; Anthoathecata; Hydractiniidae. The record is from RefSeq and is a predicted model, not a curated record. Bases 1047 to 2498 code for a protein of 483 amino acids. The transcript has 2 exons.
GGCGCUGUUGAAACAAGAUUUUCCAACAAAUGAAAUUGCGUGUAAAUUAAAAAUACGGAAUGAGCAGCACAACAGAAUUGGGUUGCGCCAAUAGUUACAUUUUUGCAUGCACAAUUUCUUAAGACCGCUGUUAGUAUCUGAAGAAGGAGAAAAAAUAAGGGUUCAACAUCGUAACAAUGAUAAAUUUCUUGCAAUUUUCCAGCAAGAUUCAGACCAACAUUGAAACCUUUUGAGUUAAAGCAUAUUUUUAGUUAGUUCAAAUUUAGCAGCUCUGUUCAAAACAGGGAUGAAAUAGAAAUCAGUAGAUCACCUGAUCAAAAGUAUGAUCUAUUAUUAAUUUCUAGGCGGCGGUAAGAAAAGGUACUGAUAUUUAUUUUCUUCAAUUACCAAAACUAACAUUGAGAUUUAGAUCACAUAAAGUAAAUCAUUUUUUGAUAAUCUAACAGUCUAUUUUGUAUCAUUUUCAGAUCCUUAAGGGUAUACACUACAUAUUGCACCUUUGAAUGAUUUGUCUUCCCACAGACCUUUUUUUUUAAAAAAAAUUACCGCAUUGGUUGUUGUUGGGCUUAUCGAUGCUAAGCGGAAGUGAUUUACAGUUCCGUGGUGAUAAAUCAAUAAAUCACUAGUUUUUCUGCUUCUAAACUGUGGUGCUUGAAAGGAAACCAUUUUUUUUCUCGGACUAAUUAAAUGAAACGCUUCCACACGUUUUAUUUGCGUAAUUUGAAUGCAACAACGUGCUGUUUAAUUAACCUAUCUUCUUCUGCUUUCUUCUUCUGAAAUAUAAUUGAAGAUGAAUGUGCGAUCAGUAGACCAUGAUCAGUUGAGCACUAACCCGCAACAAACAAAGAAACUGAACAAGAAACAGAAAGAUUUGCGGCUUAAUGUUAGUGUGCAUGCUAUACUAAGGAAAGUCAACGAAGGGAAGACGCUUAAAUGAGAUAAAAGUUCCCUUUUCUUUGAUAGGAGGAGGAAUAUUAUGUUAAAACUUCUGUGGUGAAAUGGUACCUUAGCUUACUUCUUAGCAACCAGAAAGAUAUAACUUUCCAAUGAUGUUGAAGACUGUGUUUCGAAGUAUUUUUCUUCUUGUACUGUUUCAGGAAGAUGCUUUAACCUCCGAUUUGCUGGUCACUAGCCUGGAUUUUAGUAACCACACAGUCACUAACAACACAUCCAAUCUAAAAGUCACUAGCUUAGAUUUAAACAAUCAUACCGCCCAGGCGAAUAGAAGCGUUACUAGCCUGUUACCCACAGGAACUACAACAUUAAUAAGGGUGGCAGAUGACUCUUCCAGGUCAGAAAUCUAUAAAAUGAAUAAUGGCUUAAUGUUGUUACAUGCUCAACGAGACCAUCUCGGACCCGAGGCUAAAAAAUCAAUUUUGUUGCAGAAAGAAGCUAGCAGUAGUAUUAACUAUCACGUUCGAUCACGUACAAAAGGGAAUGAUUCAGCAAAUUCUUUUGCUGAACAUGAAAAAAAGUUAGAAGCAAAACUUGGGAAUUUGCCUCAAGUUCAUCAAAAGAAACGAUCGGCAGUCGUUGCAGAAGUAAAUGGAGAUAGGAAACGUAGUUACGCAGCACGCUUAAAUAAAAAGAGAACAUAUAGACACGGAAAAAGAGAUAAGUGGAGAAGUGUUAUUCAAGGAGAAAAUAAGGGUGGAGAUGUAUUAAAAAGAAGUACAUACCCAGCUAAAAACUCAAAACAUAAGAGAGACACCUACCGAGGUGUGUUAGAUGUUUUAAAAGAUGAAAGUAUUAUUGAUGAUAUAGUUGCGCCAACUUCUUCUUUUAAACUACUAAAAAGACAUGAUGAGAAGCAUGGGCGUUUACGACGUGCUUUAAGCAUGAUGGGAUCGCUCAGUGAAGACGACCCUCUGUUUGAUGCUGAUCAACCAGAGGAAACAUUAAAACGAGAAUACGAAAAAAGAGCUCAACGGAUAAUAAAACAACAUGAAAAGCUUGGAAAUUUAUAUCAUAGAGGAAUUGAAGAAGAUGUGCAGGCAAUUCCUCCCAUAAGUGAUAUUAAACAAUCCUUUGAUCCCAUUAAACCCUUAGAACCUUACCCGAGAUUUCCAGAGUUUCAUUCAGCUAUCGGCCAUUACCCACGGUUCGGUGUUCCAGAUCUAAAAUUAAUGAAUUACCCGCGCUUUGGUGAGCCCAAAAUGGACGAUUAUGAAAAUAUUCCAGGAAUACCACGCAUUAGACCAUUAAGUAGAGGCGACGAAGUGACUGGCGAUAGACGAGGAUUCCAAACAAAAGACGAUUUUUAUGACGAAGAACUCGACGACAGUAUUGAACAUAUACAACGUGCGAAAGAAAUGACGGCACCGACACCGAUACCCUCUUUAACCGACAUACCAUCUAUUACCGAUAUUCCAACACUAAAACCCAUACCGGCGGCUCCUGGAAAGCCUGAAAGUACGUCGGGUGGUGUAAAUGGAAAAAUGCCAGUCAUGCAAACUGUAGAUACAGGAAAUGGUAAAGAAACUCGAAUAUCUGCCUAACAUCAGCGCUUUAAUAGAGUGGAAUCCAUUUUAUAAAGAAACAAUUUUUGGUGCAAAAUAUCAUCAAAACUAUAGUUCUAUGUACGCCACCAAAUCAGCAUCCAGGAUAUUUUUGUAGUCUUUAAACCACUCAUUUGUUGUACAGCUAAAGCAUACACGUUUUUGUGUGUUAUUUUUUGUACUUAUUUACGUUUUGUAGCAAUGAUGUCAUCCUCUUUUAUAUUUAUUUAUUUGAUAUUUUUACGCAUGUGUAUUUAUUUAUUUAUUUAUUUAUUUAUUCCAGCAUGAUCACACUGUUAGCUGUUUUUAGUUAAUAUAUUUACUUAUAAAAAGAUAUGUAUCUAAAUUAUUCAGUUCUAGUACCCUUAUUAAUAUCCUUCUUAAAACACAGCCAAAUU